UUUUUUCAGGGAGUCUUCUUACAUCUCUUCCUUCAAAAUGAAGCUACUAAUGAUAAUUUUUGUCUCCGUUUUUGUUUGCCAGGUAUGUGGUAAAAAGGGACACAAGAAACAAGAUCCCCCGUACAAGGGAAACGUGACGCUGUUUCUAAGGUCCCACGACAUGGUGUACACCUUCAAAGUCCGUGGGAGAACAAUCAAGCUGCAGCGACCCAUCCUAAAUCUGAAGGAAAAAUACGAAAAUGAAAGAAAAAAGAGUGGAAAAGGAAAAAGUAUACGAUCAAUUAUGAGUGACGAAGAGCUGAAUGAAUUAAGAAAACUAAUCCAAGCUCCCCAUGCAAUUAGUCGGCGGGAUUUCGAUGUGAUUUAUCCAGGAACAAAAUGGUGCGGCGCCGGAGAUGACGCAGCCACUUACGAUGAUUUGGGUACGGCAGAGGAAGUUGAUAUGUGUUGUCGUGAGCAUGACCACUGCGACAUGUUUAUAGAAGCGGGUCAAAGCAAAUACGGUUUGACAAAUAAUGGAGACUUUACAAGGGUAUCUUGUGACUGUGAACAAACAUUCUAUGACUGCCUGUCUAAUGCACAGGAGGAUUCCUUUGAUGCGGCCAUGAUUGGAUUCAUAUACUUCGAUGUUCUCGAUCCGGACUGUAUCAGAAAGAGAAGAAUCUGUACAGGAUAUUCAUGGUGGGGUACUUGCAAUAGCUGGAUAGAAGUUGCAGAUGAAUAUGAAUUUGGUCCCAAUGAACUAGAUUACAUUUGGUAGAACACUAGAAUGAUCUGUCCUCUCCUUAAGUUUUCCAUGCUUGUAACAAUAGAUUCGAUAGAAGUUGAUUUUUUCAAUUAAGAUGUAGAUUGUCUGAAAAAAUUUUCAUAUGUUAAAGGUGAGCCCAGAGAUUUAAAAGUCACAAAUAAGUUGCAUCAAAUAUAAUCAGAAUAAAAUCUAAAAAUCAAAUUUCGUGGUUUUUUUUUUUAAUUUUUCGUGGCUCUUUGUGUAUAAGUUAGGAAGUUGAUACUGUUACUCAUAGAACUAGAUUUGAGGGACUAAAGUGUACUUUGUUAAAGGUAAUGCUACUGACAUAUACCCAAUAUCAUGAUGGUUUUGUUGAUACAAAACUAAACUUGUUGAUACUCAGAUUCUUUUGUUAACGUGUAGAGAUUUAUUGUAUUUAUAGAGUCAUUAAGUAUUGUUUUAAUAAGACAACUAAUAAUAUAAACACGGAAAUACUUAAGUGUGCACUGUAUUUUUGUAUUAGACUGUGCCAUGAUAUACGCACUGCCUGGUUUUAUUGUUAUGCAUGUAACUAGCAGCUUUUUUGUCUUUUUAUUCUAUGUUUUUAACCUCUGGAUUUGUAGUAAAUGGGAGAAAGUAUGUUGCCUACAUCGAUUUAAAAACUAUCUUUAUUCUUUAUAAGUUCCAUUUGUAAAUACUUUUGUCGUAUGAAAAUAUUUCAUAUUUGGGAUUCCGUCUACGAUUUACUUGAAACAUUUAUUAUAAGAUAAAUCAACAACUACAUUUAUUAUUUUCAUUUUAGUUGAACUUAUAGAAUUAGUAAACUUUACUCUAUGGGUACCAGGAGAUACGAUAAAGCUGUUUAAAGGCGUUCAUUUUGAUGAAAUCAUUCUGCUUAUUCAUGCUGUCGGAUCUGAAUGAUGUGAUUUUGUGCAUCUAGAACUUUUAUUUGCUUUUCCUCUCGGUGUCCCUUCACCGAGGAACAUGGUCAAUAACUACUACUGUCAUAUAUUUCUAUUUGUGACUACUGAGAUUAAAGUGUUUCCCAACAGGCUCUUUGAUUUCUGUCUUAAUAGUGAAACAAAGGUUAUUGAUUUUUCUGAGGACAUCACCUGAGUAUGUUUUUGAGCCAGCCUUACUACGUUUACUGAUGCGAUGCAGUUGACUGGGCAAGAAAACUGUUUGUCCAUUAUCUUUAGGUACGACUAUGGGGCUAAUAAGACUGUCCAUUUUAGUGACGUUUUUUCUACAAAGGCAAC
Molecule: messenger RNA, 1986 nt
Organism: Magallana angulata
Lineage: Eukaryota; Metazoa; Mollusca; Bivalvia; Ostreida; Ostreidae
Product: phospholipase A2-like
Exons: 5
Coding region: 38-760 (240 amino acids)
Biological process (GO): arachidonate secretion; phospholipid metabolic process
Molecular function (GO): A2-type glycerophospholipase activity
Source: RefSeq, a predicted model, not a curated record